CACCGAACCACUAAGCUGCUGCGCUGGGUGGCGUUGCCAAUUGAGAUGAAGAGCCAUCCUGCGGAUACCGCCUCCUGCCCCAGUCGCUUUUUCCUGCUCUGGCUAUGGCCUCUUCUGCGUGAAGGGGCAAAGCGACCUCUCAAAGAAGAGGAUAUCUACGAGAUUCCGCGACCCCUCAGGGCAGAGGCAUUGGAUCCUUGCUGGCACCGUAACAUCGGAGCGAAAACAGGCCACACAUCCAUCCUGUGGCUGCUCCUCAGAACCUUUGGCUGGAGAUAUAUUUUCAUCCUCUUCACCUUUACCUUCUGGCUCAGCAGUCUUUCAAUGGUUCCACUGCUCACAGACACUCUCUUUCAGUGGCUGGCGACAGGCGACAGCACACUGGAGGGCUUAGCUUGGUCCAUGCUGCUUGUAGGGAGCUACCUGGUGAAUUGCAACUCCGCCUGCCAGUGGUAUCAGCAAACCACCCGUUUAGGCUGCGAGCUUCGGGCAUCGGCCGCCAUGAUGGUCUUUCGCAGAAGUCUCCAACUGCGGGUGCAAGAUACCAACAGAGAUGCUGCACUGAAUUUGUUGCAGGUUGACACGGAGAGGUUGUACAUUUUCGCGCAGUUGAACCACCUCAUUUAUGUAGCAUUGGUCGUGGUGACAGUGUCCAUGAUCUAUUUGCGCAUGCAGCAGUGCAGCGACCAACGAAUCUCGCUGACGGCGGAGAUCCUUGACGCUGUAAAAGUCUUAAAAAUGUAUGGAUGGACCGACGCCUUGCAACGCAGAGUGGAGGAGAUUCGGAACAGAGAGCUUCGUCAUGCUCGCGUCUAUUUGGGCAUCCGAGCAUUUAGUAGCGCUCUUCUAUACUCUUCUCCGUCCUUGUCCAUGGCCUCGGUCCUUUUGAUGAUGUAUCUUCAAGGGAAGGAGCUCUCGGCUGAGCGGGUCUUCAUCAUUUUCACGACCAUCGGCCUCUCCCGUGCACCCUUGGGCGGUGUCAGCAUGGGCGUCACCGCCGUGGUGGAUGGCCUCACGGCCUUCCGACGGCUCAGCGGCUUCGUGGCCCAAGGCCAUUUUGACCUCUACCAGGAGGACCUCCUAGGCCAGCCUGACAAGCCAGUCCCCACCCCGGGGCUGGACGGGUGCUUUGAAUGUGCCAGAGUCUCGGGAUGCUUUUCCCAUCGCACAAAGCCAUGCCUGUCUGUGGAGCUCGAGCUGAAGCCAGGUGAAUUAGUUGCGGUCUGUGGGAAGGUGGCGGCAGGGAAAUCCUCGCUUCUCCUGGCCCUGCUUGGAGAGAUGCAGGGCGGCCAUAGCAACGUGCCGUCAGGUGUCGCAUAUUUGGCGCAAAGCCCAUGGAUUCGGUCUGGCACUGUUCGAGAAGCUGUCGUGCAAGAGCUUCCCUUUGAGAAGAAGCAUUACUGGCGGGCGGUGCGCGCUGCUCAGCUGCUUCCAGAUUUCCGAGCAUGGAAGGGAGACGGCCAUCCGGUUGGCGCCAGGGGUGCCACACUCUCUGGCGGCCAGCGAGCAAGGCUUGGCCUGGCACAGAUCCUCUACCGUUGUUUGGUAUCUGAUGUGAACCUGGUCCUCCUGGAUGACUGCCUAGCAGCCGUGGACGUCCAUGUGGCGAAGGCCAUUUGCGAAGAAGCUCUGCUGGGCGUGUUGCUGGAUGGCCAGAGGACAGUGGUGAUGGUCAUGAACUCCAGCCUUUUGGCACUUCCCGAGGCUCAUCGCAUCGUUCACCUGGCGCCCUCGUCCAGCUCUGCGAGCGAGUGUGAAAGCGGUGCGCCCUCAUCGGCGCAGGUCUUCCCAAGCCUUGAAGCAUGGCACACAGCUGUUGGUGACAAAGGUCUUCCGCCGAAAGCCUCGAAGAUCCAGAGGAAGUGGGUGUCGGAUGAGGAGGAGGCGUUUGAGGCCGAUGCUGGGGCCGUUCUAGAGAAGGCAGAGGUGUCGAUGCUGGGAAGACUGAGCUGGAAGACCUUAACCUAUUAUUUUGGAUCUGGGCGUCCUGGUCUUGGCUUGGGCUGCCUGGCCUGCAUCUUGACCAGCAUGGCCUCUGUUGAAGCCUUGCGCGUGUACUCCGACCACUUCAUGGCGGUUUGGGCUGAUAGGGAUUCCUUGAAUUCUGAGGAGGAUUCCUCCAAGGACUUCCAAACCUAUGGUGCCUGGAUGACUUUCGCCCUCGUGGGUGCCUUCCUUCGUGCAUGGCUGGUGGUCGCCUUGGCCCUGAGGUCUUCACGUGAGCUUCACACGCGCUUGUUCGGGCGUCUGAUGGCGGCUUCCUUGGACUUCUUCGAGUCCACGCCACGGGGGCGGAUCUUGGGGCAUUUCUCCAAGGACAUCGAUGCCGUGGAUGCCCUGCUGCCGCAGUACUUGUUGGACUUCCUGCAGGACAUCACCAUGCUCCUGGGCAUCGUGGUGGUUUGCGUUUCUUCCACGCCUGUUGCCGCUGUGGCCGUGGCACCGGUUCUGUUCGCCUUCUACCGGAUUCGCAGCUUUUUCAGCUGCACUGCAAGGGAGACGAAGCGCCUGGACGGGGUCACCCGUGGUCCGCUGUACUCUGCGGUUGGCGACGUGGCAGAUGGCCUGGCCACGCUUCGGGCCCAUCGACAGCAGAGGAGCCUGGUGCAAGACUUCCAGAAGAUCUUGGACCGCAAUGGGAAGGUCUUCUUUCAAACCUCGGUCCUUCAGCCCUGGUGCAUCCUGGUGUUGGACAGCUUGGGUUCCGCCAUCGUUUUGAUCACCUCAGUCUUCUGCGUCUUCUUGCGGGCGGACUUGGAGGCCCGCACCUCUACGAUGGCCAUCUCCUACGCUUUGAUGACCAGAGGGAAGCUCCAGUUUUGCAUCCGUCUCUCAAUCGAAACAGAAAAUCAGUUUGUAGCUGCUGAACGCCUUCAGAUCUUCGAGGCCCAGCUGCUCUCCUCCAUUGAGGCGCAUCCUGAGGUGAAGGAGGUCUCGAUGCCAGUGGAGUGGCCCCAAGGCGGUGCCAUCGACUUCCAGGAGGUAAAGAUGCACUACCAAGUGAGCUCGCUGGAACCGGUGCUGAAGGGCUUGAGCUUGAAGGUGAAGGCUGGUCAGAAGGUAGGGCUGGUCGGCCGCACAGGUAGUGGGAAGUCGAGCUUGUUGAGCGCACUCCUGCGGAUCGUGGAGGUGACCUCAGGGAAGAUCUUGGUGGAUGGCCUAAACAUCGCGCAGGUGCCAGUGGCCCGCCUUCGAGCAGCAAUCUCUCUGGUGCCCCAGGAGCCGAUCCUCUGGAGCGGUUCCAUGGCAGAAAAUCUGGAUCCCAGCGGCCGCAUUGGAGAAGAAGAGUUGGUUGAAGCUUUGCACAAGGUGCAUCUCCAUGAGAUGUUGGCUCCCAUGGGUGGCAUUGCGGCUGCUGUGGAGAUGCGUGGCAACAACUUCAGCCUCGGGCAGAGGCAAUUGAUAUGUAUUGCUCGAUGCAUAGCCAGAAGCUCGCGCAUUGUCUUGGUGGACGAAGCAACAUCCUGUGUGGAUGGACAGACAGAUGCGCUCAUACAAGAGGCAUUUCAGAAAGACUUCAAGAACUGCACCAUGCUAGUCGUGGCACACCGCCUACAGACCGUCAUGGAUUCAGACCUCAUCGCAGUCUUGGACUCGGGGCGAGUGGUGGAAACAGGCCAUCCUGAGAGCUUAGCUGCUCAGAAAUCCUCCCACUUCGCUGGUUUGUUGCGAGGAUCUCACCUGGUGCCCUGGCGCAGAAGUCAGAGAGAGAGAGAGAGAGGGAGAGAGAGCUGAGAGGCUUUGGUACGGAGGAUAUGAAUGACUGAAGCCAUGGUGGACAUUGGUGGAUGGAAUUUUCCACCCACAACGUUUGCUCGUUCUCCAGAAGGGUCUUGGACGUGUUGGUCAUGAAGCCGCGUUCGACCACGCACUGAGCCACUUUAAGGCACUGUAGCUUGGCUGUUCUCUUCCUCCCAAGCUACAUCCUGCCUCUCCUGCCGCUCAUCCUGUUCCAAAGGAAACAACUAGCAGAAUUCGUUUGGAUUGGAAGCUACCCUUCCAAAAACCAACGCAGAUGUGCAUGAUGGGCG
Durusdinium trenchii is the source of this 4031-nucleotide messenger RNA. The record is from the annotation of a GenBank genome assembly. NCBI's taxonomy places the organism in Eukaryota, Dinophyceae, Suessiales, Symbiodiniaceae.